Messenger RNA from Helianthus annuus (common sunflower), 1122 nucleotides. RefSeq names its product protein FAR1-RELATED SEQUENCE 5-like. NCBI's taxonomy places the organism in Eukaryota, Viridiplantae, Streptophyta, Magnoliopsida, Asterales, Asteraceae. Gene Ontology annotation, biological process: regulation of DNA-templated transcription. The record is from RefSeq and is a predicted model, not a curated record. The transcript is spliced from 3 exons. Bases 1 to 1122 code for a protein of 373 amino acids.
AUGUUUCAGCAAUGGGAGGACGUUGUCGAGAUGUACGAUCUGUACGCAGAGCACUGUGGGUUUUCGACUAGGCUUGGAACAAUUAAGAGAAAGAAAGGAGCCAUCACGCACCACUACAUUGUUUGUUCCAACCACGGGAAGCCGCAUAGCCAGAAUAGGAACUUCGACACCCUUAACGAGACAUCGCUGAAGAUAAGGCAGUCCACUUUCCGUGUAUGUGACUGUAAAGCCUGUAUAUGUGUGAAGUUCGAUCAGACGUCGCGCGGUUGGGUUUUGUAUCACUUCGAAGAGAACCAUUACCAUCCAAUGGUCCCAGUGCAUAGUAGAGAUCUAACGAAAAGACGGCGGAGUCUUGAUUUUUUUACCAAAGAAUUCAUCCAUCGAGCGAGUCUUAGCAAGGUUGGUCCGUCGGUGGCCCAUAGACUCCAAGUAAACCUUAGGAGGGGGGGGAACCACAACGUGAAAGGUACCGCAGACAACUUUAGGAACUUUGCAUCUAGGGUUCGCAUGUUCAUUGGUGACAGGGACACGCACUUGGUGAUCGAGAAUAUGAAAGAUCAGGUGGACCACUUGCCGAACUACACUUUUAAGUACAGCAUGGAAAACGGUGAGAUUCGACACAUGUUCUGGGCGGAUGAAAUUUCGAAGAUCAACUAUCAAGUUUUCGGCAACGUCCUCGCGUUUGACGCUACUUACCAAACCAACAAGUACAAUCUGAUCUUCGUUCCUUUCACCGGGAUCGACAACAACAAGCGGUGCGUCACUUUUGGAGCUGGCCUUUUGUUUUGUGAGACAAUUGAGGCGUACACGUGGCUGCUAAAGGCUUUUCUCGAGGCGCACAACAAACAGCCCACCCCGGUGCUAACUGACCAAGACCCGGCCCUGCGACAAGCUGUGGCUGCUGUGUUCGAUCGGUCUCUUCAUCGCUUGUGCAUGUGGCACAUCAUGAAGAAAUUAACUUCCAAGAUUGCAGGCGAGGUCGCACAUAACUCUGAAUUCAGGGCUGCCAUACAUAAACUUGUAUGGAACAUUUAUAUUAAACCGGAGACAUUCGAGAGGAGGUGGGGGAAGCUGCUAGAGAAGUAUGGGCUCGAAGAUCACGAGUGGCUGAGAGACAUGUAG